Molecule: messenger RNA, 2363 nt
Organism: Bursaphelenchus xylophilus (pine wood nematode)
Lineage: Eukaryota; Metazoa; Nematoda; Chromadorea; Rhabditida; Aphelenchoididae
Source: the annotation of a GenBank genome assembly
AUGAAUCGUCGUCGAAGUCUGGCUUCUGUUUCUCUUCACUUGACUCCAGAACAACUCCGACCAUUGCUGGAUAACUACGACUUCUUCGGAGAGUGGUACGAACUUCAACAUGUGAAUUCAGAAACAUCCGAAAACACACCACCGGAGGCUAAACGACCGAAAACACUUCAGGAUAAGGUAGUGGUAUUCUGUGCAAUUAAAUUUUUGCUGUUAGGUGGGUCCGGCGUUGCCAGAGUCCGAAAUAUUCAAUGAACGAAUCCGUCAUCGAUUGGAGAGAUGCGUUAGAGCAACGAUUGAGAGUAUAACCCCAGCCUCACAAAAUACCCAAUCAGCUGCAUUUACCUGGAAUGCAGAAAUCCCCAGAAAAUUCCUGCAACUUCCAGGGACUUGGGCUAAACCAAGGGCAACAGGUCAAUUGGUGGGAAAUCUGCAUGUCGAUGUCUCGUUUUGCCGAGCUAAUGGGGUCAUUGAAACUCUAGAAGGAAAGAGAGUACGUUUAGUUGGCCGAGCAUAGCAUUUUGCAUGCAUCCCAGAUGAAAUAAUAUUUUUAGGUUGGAGUCAACAAGGCCGUGAUGUCAUGUUUCAGCGAUUUCCUCCGUCAAGCCUUUUAUGGUCAUAAUUUGGAAGCCGAGGCCGGUCAUGUAGUCCUUCCUCGAUAUACUCAUCGUACUCUCUUGGCGUUCCUGGCAUCGAUUAUGCAUGAGGCGAAGGGAUCUGGUGGAUUUAAGGGGGAUUGGUUCAGAAAAGAAUUGGAUUUGGCCUUGGAUAUGUUGGAUCUGGCCAUCUUUCUGCAAUCUCCGAGAAUGAUCAACUCCUUGGCCAAGUCUCUCGUUGAGAAUGCCACACCCCUCACUUACGUCCUUAUUGCACAUCGGAUUGGUAAGAAUAUCCGGACGAUACGAUGCAAUCAUCGUCUGUAUAAAUUCAACGGGUAACUUCAGGUGACCAUCAAAAAGAGUACUAUGAGUUGUUAUGGAAGAAGAUUCUUGCUAAUUUCUAUGAGCUUAUCCAUAAUAACACUUGCCGGUUGUUAAGAAAAAACGAAUUUGAACGUGCUUUGAAGGAACAGUCCAAUAUCUCCAAGCUCGAGGAAUUGGAGGCGUUGAAAGGAUGGUGUCGUUAUAAUGAGAAGAAUGGAGGUGAUCCUAAAGAUGGACACACGUUUAGACAAUUUCAACAUGUAAGACUUUUGAAUAUUUUGAUAAUUAGAUGACGGCAAGAUACCGUUAUUUUAGUCGAAUCUUCAAGAGGAACCCGCUUCUUCGACUGGAACGCCCUUCUUCGUCUCUUCCCAACAUCGUCUACCGUAUUCGGUCUUGGCGGUCCUUGGUGGGUGGGCGACUGCUGGCCCAACAGCAAAGGCAGAGGUGUUCGAUUCCUAUGAAGAACGAUGGAUUGAACCCUUGGAUAAUGUUCUUGGUCUAACCUCUCCUCGAUCUUACCAUGAGAUUGUCCCCAUGGCGAAACAGAAAAGAUUGUUUGUGGUCGGAGGAUUUGAUGGAGACAAUUAUUAUGACGGAUCCUGUAUCUACAAUCUCGAGAAGAAAGUAGGUGACUAUAGUCAUGUCAUAAAAUAACCUAUUGUUAUUCACAGGGAUGGGAGGAUAAUUGUCAUGCAUUUAUGAACGAGAAGAGAUGUUAUGUGAGUGCUUGUCCCCUGGAUGAACACCAUAUAAUGGCUGUGGGAGGAUACAACAACAGAAUCAGACUCCAAUCAACUGAGAUUUUGAAUACGACCGUCAACUUGUGGUCGAAUGGAGCCAGAAUGAACCAUAUCAGGUAGGAGAUAAGAUGUUAAAGUGCGAUACUUUUUAUUUUAGAAGCGAUUGUCAUGUUACUUUACACGACGAGAAGGUGUAUGUGGUUGGUGGAUUCGAUGGAAAUAGUUGUCAUCAGACUGCUGAGUUCUACGAUUCUGUGGAGAAUAGAUGGUAUAAUGUGGGAAGGAAGAUGAGAGACAAAAGAAGCGGAGUUUGCUCGAUAUCCAUCAAAGGGGCCAUCAUGGUGGCGGGGGGAUUCACGGGAAGAAAUCGACUUACUUCCUGCGAAUUCUAUGAUCCCAGAGAGGGGCAAUGGCACGUUAUUGCAUCUAUGAACAGUUCCAGGUAAUGUGGGAAGAUUAGUAAUCCAAAAAAUAAUAUUACAGAUCAAACUUUGGAAUCUCCAAACUGAGAGACCAAAUAUACGUGGCUGGUGGAUACGAUGGAAAUGGGACUACUACAAGAUGCGAAAAGUUUGACAUUAGAUUAAAUAAGUGGUAUGAGAUUCCCGAAUUGAAAGUACGCCGAUCAGCGUUGUCGAUGUGUACCCUGGAGGGAGAUUGUGUCCAUCCAGAGUUCAUCCAAGAGCGUAAGCUUGCUUAA